AUACAUUCCAGUAAAAGAAAACCUACAUUCAAGCACCGACAUUCGUAGCAAGCGCAAGCCAUUAUCGCUGAGUUUUCUUGGAAACUGUACAAAGUUGAGCAAUAUUGCUUUUGUGCGUGUGAAAUAAUCGUUUCUGCGUAACAAAGCCGACCAUUACAUGGUACCGAAGAGUAAACUCCUAAUCAAGUGUAAAUAAUUACAUGUGUGCGUAUGUGUGUGUGAAUUGGUCGCUAGUGGUCCCAUGCACAGUCUAGUGGUCCCUCGAGGGCUAGUGGUCCCACUAACUUUUCCCCCCCCUCUCCAUACACCCAUACCCAUCGGGUUGUACGAGGAUUGAACAUUGUAUUUACAUACAAAUAGACUAACUUUGCAGUGGAAUUUGCGAUCGAAAUAAAACAAAACCCAGUGCCAUAGCGUGUGAAAAGGAGGUGCACAUAGCUGCACCAUAAGGCCAACCAACGCCUUCGAAUCUUUGUACAGAAUUCAUGAAAUGUCUGCAUGGGAUAUAUUCUUUCCUUGUGAUGAGAUGAUUCGCAAACCCGUCCAUCCCUAAACGCAAAUAUUAACUAUAUUUUGUGUUUAAUGAGUGAAGGCCAACAAAGAGAACCUGGGGGAGGAAAAAACUUUAUAGGCAUUUAAGUUUUACUUCUUCUUUUUGUUGGUUAAUGCAAAGCAGAGCGUCAUCGGACAGUAGUUGACGGUUGUUCCUGUAGAUGGCAUCGCGAAGUGUCAACGUCAAUGCGCGUUGUGUCUGGUUUGCUGGUUCCUGCGCCCGUAAGCCAUGGCAAAGUUGGCUGUGAUAAAACAGAAGUUUGAAUAGUUGUGCUGUGUACUCUUGUGAAUUGUUUAAGUUUAGUUAGAAACAAGUUUUAAUUCGUAACAUUGGCGCAUUUUACAUCAGUCAUCAGAAGUAACUUUCGCGAUAGUGUCGAUUUUAUGCAUAUACAAUGCAAUGGUUUUUGGUGAAAGUGUUUUUUAAGCUGUAUCCUGCUACACAGGAGAAAUUAUGUGCAUAGACAGAUUGCAGAAGAUAGUAAGAACGUGACUAACGCCUAGUUGACGGUGUAAUUGUGUUCCGGAAGCCGUAGACAAGAAGGUCUACUUACUGUAUCUGCCAUAGACAAAAGAUGGCACAAUACUACGAGAUUGUACAGCAAGAUGAACUAAAAAAUGUUUAUCCACAACUAAACAUCGACAACAGCAUCCAGCUUGUCAUGGGCGAAGAUAUACAGUUCGGAUCGCAGCAAGUAAUUCUUUCUCAGGAGCAAACGAACGAUAUACAGCUGAUUGGUGGCGUAUAUCAAACAAGACAUCAAAUUCCUCAGCAGCAGCAGCAGCAGCAGCAGCAACAACAACAGCAACAACAGCUACAGUUGCAACCUCCGCAACAUGUACAAGAUCCAAACUAUCUAAGACAGGUGAACAAUUCCUUGCCAGCGGACACUUCAUAUAUGCAGCAAGGCAUGCAUGCACAGCAAACACACCUUCAGCAUCAGCAAGUAUAUUAUACGGACGAGAGCACGGGACAACUCGUGCAGGCUACAAAUAUUUUACAAUCCCAAGAACCUAUACAUGACACCCAGCAACAGCAGACGCUGCAUGUGAUGCAAACACCAACGGAGCAGCAAUUACACCAUCAGCAGCAACAGCAACAGCAGCAAAUAAUUCACCAACAAAUGGCACCAGCUCAGCAGCAACAACAGCAGCAGCAGCUACAGUCUAGUUCAGCGCAAUCGUCACAACAAGGGUCGCAUUCGGUUGUGCAAGUUGUUCAGGAAAUGCAACGCCAUGGACAACAUUUAAUCAUUCGUCAAACUGACCAGGGAUCGCCAAAACAGGGAACGGGAAACAUACAGCAGACGCAACAGCAUAUGCUUACCCAUCAUCAAUCGGGUCAGCAGGUGAUACUGCAAAGCCAAAGCACGUCACAGCUUGUGCAAUCGCAGGACGCGCAGCAGCAGCUCCAGCAGCAACAGCCUGACCAACAGAACCAGCCAAACAUGCAACAGGUUGUGUACGAUCAGCACGGAAUGCAACAGCAGCAGCACCAGACCGUUCCGUUGACGAUUAAUCAAACGGGAGGCGGCACAGUUCAGCAGCAUCAACCCAAACCAACGCAGUCACUUCAACAGAUUCAGCUGCAACAUGUCCCACAGCAGCAGCAGCAGCAGCAGCAGCGUUUACAACUUGGCAAAAAUUCAAUCACAAUAACCUCUCAGCAAAAUUCGCAUUUACAGCAGCAGCAGGGCGCUACGAUGCAUCUCCAGCCAUCGGGUGCAACUGGUACACAAAUAUUUUCCGGAAACGCUCGGGCCUGUUUCAUUGUAACGAAAACUUCACAGCAACAGCAGCAAAAUAUGGGAGGUGGAACGCAAAUUGUUACCAGCCUACAACAACCUGUCCAGAUGCAAACCAAUGUAGUGCAACAAUCUGCACUGCUCGGCACAACACGUACCGUGCCCCUUCAACACCAGCAGAUGAAACCGGACGCGCAGCAGCAAACACAAAUAAUUACAACACAGCAAAAGGUUUCCAUGGGCCAAUUUACACAGCCCGGUACCAGUGUGGUGACAACGGGCGGAGAUUCGCUGCUUCGUCCUCGUUUGACACGGCCGCGCAAUACGAAACCAGCCAAUCCUAGACAGCCACGUUCCGGUGCGACCACGAUAGGUACAAUCCAGAUGCGAGGGCCACGACCACCCCUAACGGCGCAGCUAAUCACCACCACCCCGAUACGCACUUCGGUAGCCACAUCCACGUCUACCGGAGGGUUGAAUGCGCAAACGUCACAACAGACUGUGUUCCACGGCAUAAUGGCCGGGCGGAAUGUGGUGCUUACGAAUCCGCGUGCCAAAAUCCUUACGAUUAAUCGUACCACGCAGGCAGGCGGUAUAGCCACCAUACAAGGACAACCACCUCGGCUAGCAAUAAUGCAGCGGAGCAACGUUGUUCAAUCUACUGGACAAUCUUCUCUUAAUAUUUCCCAGCAGCAACAACAGCAGCAACAGCAGCAGCAGCAGCAGCAGCAUGAACAGGGCCAAACGGGCCCACAAAUGAUACAGGUCAGCUUGGCACAGGUUGUGCAACAAACGAAUACGUCAUCUCUAAGCACAGUGUCAACAUCUACAACGCCAACAACAGGGCCGGCCACAGCAGUAGUACAUCCGUUUGUGGUGGGAAAGCCCACGGCACAGGUUAAACCGACACCGGAACCUGCGAGUAUUUCAGGUUCGAACGUAAUGGAAGAUUUGGAAGACAGCAUCAAGGCAGCCGUAUUACCACGCCGGGGAACGGAAGAAAACAUCGCCGGUGCCCCAGCGGUUAGCACGCUACCAGUGGCUACCGGGACUGUAGCGGCGGGAUCUGUUUACGCUGUUCAUGCACAACAGUCCCCACAGGUUGUUUCCUCAACAAUGCAGCAGCAGCAGCAACAACAACAAAGAAAUGCUUCGAAUCAAUCGUUUACUGAUGAAUCGACCAACUUAAUCCAGAUAGGCAACGGGCAAACGGUGACACCGGCCGAAUUCCGCACGUUUCAGGAAAAGCAGCAGCAACGCCAACAGGAAGCAUUCCGUGGUGGCUUCAACCAGUCGGUACGUGCCCGCCUACCACAGCGCAGUAUGACGAUUCGGCAUCGGGCCCCUACCGGUCGGCAUAUGGUGACUAUUCAAUCGCCGCCAAGCCAACAGAUUGCAACCGCUCCGCCGAUAACGUUACCGCAGGGACCGAUCACGAUCUCUGCCUCACAUGUCGUGCAGCAGCAGCGCUUUUUGCAGCCCGUCACACAGAUCCAGCUGCAGCAAAUUACGCCGACUACUACGCUCAAGCAGGUGCAAACGAUCGGACCACAGUCGGGUGAGACGGAGUACCGCGAGAGUGCCCGCAUGCUGGUUAUUCUGCAGAGUGGUGAACAGCGAUUGAUAACCUUCACGCUGCCGAAGGAAAGCUGCACUGUGCAGGAUUUACUUGAACAGGUGCAGGUGCAGUACUCACCCGAUAGUAAUAUUCAGUGCAUUUCGAACCCGGGUGGUGAUGUUGAUUACAUCGUAACGGUUGGCAUUGGAGAGUCGGAAACGGCGGAAGUGAUCCGGCAGGCUGAAAUUACACUACGCAGCCAAUCGAUUCAACUGCACCACCAUACGCUUCCAACGCCGCCUUUGAUACAGCAGCAGCCACAACAGCAACCUGCGAUGAUACAACAACAACCGUGUGUAAUACAGCAACCACAGCAGCAGCAGCAACAACAGCAGCAGCAGCAGCUCCAACAGCAACAAACGAUGAUGAUCACCGUGCAUCCGAGUCCGUCACAACCUCAACAGCAGCAAGCUCAAGUGAUGUCGCGGUUUUCCGAUUCGUUCCGGCAAACAAUAUCGCUCGGCGCAACACCAGUACCGGUUGCCUCAUCGUCCCAUAUGCAAACACUUCUGCAGACCUCAACGCCGGACGCUAAUCCAGAGGUGAAACAAAAAUUGAUUAAAGGCUUUCUUGCCGUUUGUGCGUCCUGUGGUUACACCGGUAUGGACCAUGCUAAAUGUCAGCGAUGUAAACGUGUGUUCACCGAGGCACCGCGCCGUAUCCCGGAGCCAGAAAAAACACAAACGCCUUUAUCUUCGUCCAAUCAAUUACCGCCGCUCGUACCAAACGCAACAUCAACGCCGAUGGCUGGUGGGUCAAUGCGAAAGUACGACAUUUAUGCGAAGAAGCAAGGAAUGAAUACGAUUCUGUUGCGCCCAGGCCGUGGAGGAUCGGUACGUUCCGGCCGGGGAAGGGGACGCGGAGCGGUGGCGUCAAAGUAUCAGGAUGUAGAUCCACCCGUAUUCACACUGAGCAGCGAUGACGAGGAGACGAGCACGGCGAAUGAUCGCUCGAAAACGAUCUACAAAUCGGCAGUCGGUAACUCCUCGAAGGCUAACGUUUCCCAGCCACCAGUUAAAAGGGAUCCGCUACCAUGUGAACCGGUAAACAAUGAAAUCGACACGAGCGUCGUUGGAAACGACAAACUCCGGCUGGAUAUUACAGAUGUAAAGAAUCUUCCGGAUGGACAAAUAACGCAAGUCGACUGCAACACCAUUCGACUGGGUACGCUGAAAUAUGACGCAAAUGAGAAGGUUACGAUUUCGUCGAAAGGCGUCCGUAUUGUGGCUCCCAAUGUUAGGCGUCCGGCCGAGUUUGUAAGUUUGGAUCUGCAGAUGCACGAGAUGAAGAAAGUACUCACCCACUUCUCGAAGGCACUGAACGUUAUAUUCUUGUAUACGAACAACUCUGGCGGUGCGUACGUACGGAAGCAUCUAGAAAUGGAUCCCAGCUCGGACAAACUUCCCUGCUUCCGACCGGAACUGGUUUCUAACGAUCCAACAAAGCGGAUUACCCUGCUGAUGGAAAGCAUCAGCGAGGAGGCAAAGUCAAUCAUUAGGAACAUCUUUCAUCCGAAUCUAUUAGAGGAGAUCAGCAUUCGCGACGCGAAAGAGUUGAUCCUUCGCUGUUCUCCUAGCCGCUCGCUCAACACAUCAAAUAUGAACGUAGCAACCGAUGCGAAUGGUUCCGGUUCCAACGAGAUGGGCGAUGCGAUGGAAAUUCGUAAAUUGCUGAUAUACCCGCCCGGGAAGGGAGGCAUCUCGAUCAACACAGAGGAUUACAUGUGUUUGGCGAAGGAUCAAUAUUUAAACGAUAUCAUUAUUGACUUCUAUCUCAACUACCUUAAGCUGGAAAUGCUCGAGGAAGAGGAACGGCAGAGCGUACACAUCUUUAGCACAUUUUUCUACAACCGGCUCACAACACUGACCACACGCCAGCGUGCCCCGCCCGGCGAAGGUAAAGAUGUGAAGCUUUCCGCAGCACAGAAGCGGCAUGCGCGCGUUGCCAACUGGACGAAGAAGGAUAACAUAUUCGAGAAGAAGUACAUUGUCAUUCCAAUCAACGAGCAGUCGCACUGGUUCCUUGCUAUUAUCUGUUUCCCCGGUCUCGAUUGUCCUGUUACGAUGAGCAACGAUGUUCCUGCGCCGGAUAUUUCCGCCACCGUUAAGCCGAAACCGAAGACUACGCAGCGGCCGAAGCGCAAUUUAACAAUGCAGAUCGGCAACACGACAAUAACGCCUGUUUCGAAGCGUGAGAUGGAAUCCAUUCAUCUCACCGACGAAGAUAUGUGCGAACGGGACGAAGCGGAUGGUGACGAAAGUGAGUUGGCUAGCGACGGAGAGGAAAGCGACGACGAAUCAGCGGAUGACGUGCGGCCACCGAUCAAGCAACCUUGUAUUUUAAUCUUCGACUCGCUGACGGGUGCCUCUAGAAGUCGUGUGGUGGCGACACUGCGUGACUAUCUGACGUGUGAGUAUCGUGCGAAAAUGCCCGACAAACCGCCGAAGCUGUUCAAUAAGCUCAACAUGCCCGGACAUUGCGUAAAGGUACCGCAGCAAAACAAUUACACCGACUGUGGAUUGUAUCUGUUGCAGUAUGUGGAGCAUUUCUUCCUUGAACCGAUCCUCGAUUAUCAUCUUCCAAUCAAGCAGCUGCAAGAAUGGUUUGAAACAAUUACCGUCACAAAAAAGCGUGAAGAUAUUUGUAAUUUAAUCAAGGAACUGAUCGAAAAACACAACUCCAGUGUGCUCCCAUUGCCAUCGAUUGAUCUACCUACGCUUAACGGUAAAAUGAUAAUCGAUCCCGACGACAGUUUGAACGAUCCCGAGUUUGAGGAAGAUGAGACGGAAAUGGAAGAUGAAUUUGUCAGUGCGUUCGACAUGACGCCGGAAGAAGACGAACAACAGCAGCAGCUCGCCUCAUCGGGAACGGUCAACGAAGCCGAACGGACGAAUGAAACAAACAGUACCAGUGGUCCCAGUCUUAAACCGAUCGGUUCGAAGAAAACCAUCAACUUCAAGCGUAUCGGCGGACAGUCGCUUAUCAAUCGGUCGUCUAGCAACAACUUAAUCGAUGGUAGUUCGAACACCGAUAGUCCAACUACCACCACAACAAAUGUGAGCACCAGUAGUAAUGCUAGCAGCAACGCCAGCGGUACGUUGAGUGCCAAACGUCCGUUGGGUGGUAAUGCAGCUAGUGGCAAUAAGCAACAGCAGCAAGACUGUGUCCGACCGAAGAUACCACGUCUCAGCGGUGAAAGUUCGAGUAAAAUAGUAACCACACAGCUAUAACACGAUUCGGCGACGCUACAGUGAGCUCCGGAAUAUAACGUACGAUAGGUGAAUAAACUGCACCGUAUGCUAUACUA
Molecule: messenger RNA, 7222 nt
Organism: Anopheles funestus (African malaria mosquito)
Lineage: Eukaryota; Metazoa; Arthropoda; Insecta; Diptera; Culicidae
Gene: velo
Exons: 8
Coding region: 1128-7145 (2005 amino acids)
Biological process (GO): protein desumoylation
Cellular component (GO): cytoplasm; nucleus
Molecular function (GO): SUMO-specific endopeptidase activity
Source: RefSeq, a predicted model, not a curated record